Messenger RNA from Phragmites australis (common reed), 1593 nucleotides. Its product is annotated as transcription repressor OFP1-like. NCBI's taxonomy places the organism in Eukaryota, Viridiplantae, Streptophyta, Magnoliopsida, Poales, Poaceae. The record is from RefSeq and is a predicted model, not a curated record. Bases 62 to 1027 code for a protein of 321 amino acids. The transcript has a single exon. Gene Ontology annotation, biological process: negative regulation of DNA-templated transcription.
AGCUCUCCUCGCUCUUCCAAGCUCACAAUUCACAAACGCACCAAGACACCAGUGGCUAGCCAUGAGGUGGGGACUUAGAAGCAAGCAACAGCCAAGACGAGAGCAAGAGCGACCAGAGAGCAAGGGGAAGAGCAAGGCGGUCUUCUCGUCUUUCUCUCCGUUGGCAUGGCUCUCGAAGCUCACGGCCAAGAACAGUCCGGUGGCUGCUAAGCCCGAGCACGCCACGCCCGUGGCGACCAAGAGCACUGCUCCGUGUCAGCCCGCCGCGGAGUUCCUUUCCUGCUUCCACAAGCGCUCGAGCCCCAGCCCCGCGUCGCAGAGCAGCCCGGCUGAUUCCUCCUCACCCGCUGCAGCGGCAGCCGGCACCACCCCGCGUCGCGGCGACACUGAGGCCGCGGCAGCUGACAUCGCCCCGCGUCGCCGCUCGGUGGGCAAAGACGACACCGAGUCCGAGGCCGCGGCUGCGCGGCAGCUGUACCGCCGUCGCCACUACUCGGUCGGCGGCGACAGGGACCUCCCGCCGCUCGGCCACCUAAUCUCACUCUCCCGCUCUGCCUCUCCAAACCCGCCGCCUAAACCGGCGCCGGUGCGGACGCUGACGCCGAUGCUGCCGUCCGACACGGACGAGGAGAAGCGGCCGCGGAGCCGCCGGCGCCGGCACCGCCGCAUCGGCGGGCGGAGGUCGUUCUCCUCCUGCGGAAAGGCUCCGGGGGCGCGCCUUGCCACGGCGGUGCGCGUGCGCUCCCCUCGCCCGGGCGUCGCCGCGGCCGCGGCGGUGUCCGAGCUGGAGUGGUUCGCGGUGUUGCGGCGGACGAGGGACCCGCAGCGGGAGUUCCGGGCGUCGAUGGUGGAGAUGAUCGCGAGCAAGCGCAUGGUGGGGCGGCCGGAGGAGCUGGAGACGCUGUUGGCGUGCUACCUCUCGCUCAACGCCGACGAGCACCACGACUGCAUCGUCAAGGUCUUCCGCCAGGUCUGGUUCGAGCUCAACAACCCCGCCCGGAUCGCCGCCCCGCCGCCGCGCGGCUAGCCGAGCUCAGCUACUAACCUUUUCACGUCUUUGCCAUCAGCAUCUAUCCACGCGUUGAUGUAUCAUCCUGGCGUGUCCAGAGCCGAUGUGGAUGCUGAUUUCCAUGCGUUUUUAGGCUUACGUGCCGACGUGGCCUUUGCACGCGUAACAGCUAAAAGCUGUGGGACGUGGUAGAGUGCGCUCGCUCGCUAGCUUUUGAGGCGCUUCUUGUUGUUUGCGACUUUGCGCGCGCUGGACGACGGAAAUUGUUGUACGCAGUACAACAACUGUUUCUUUAGCCGUGUGUUCACUAAGGUUAUUCCCAGUGCAGUGUAGGGUACCAUUCAUAUAAAUAAGAUGUCAUGUAAGAUUUUAUGCAUAUAAAUAAGGUGCUAUGCUGAUGUGUUAAAUAAUUAAAGAUAAAGAAGAGAGGUGAGAUAGUUGUGGAGGAUGUGAUGAAUAUUUAUUGCUGUAUAAAUGUGAUGUGACAACAUAAAAAACGUGUUAGAGCUUUAGCAUUAGGAAUAGUCUAAUGUAGCUUAGUCUGAGCGCUCAAGGCAACUUCAGUGAUUAUAGAUAAUAGUUAG